Molecule: messenger RNA, 360 nt
Organism: Diaporthe citri
Lineage: Eukaryota; Fungi; Ascomycota; Sordariomycetes; Diaporthales; Diaporthaceae
Exons: 1
Coding region: 1-360 (119 amino acids)
Source: RefSeq, a predicted model, not a curated record
AUGCUUGGGAACGAAACCCCCACGGUCCUCAGGCCAGUCUCGUCUCCGGAGACUGAGCAAUAUGAGGUGGUUGGGCCGUGCUACUUGCAAGGCUUUAUGUUUGGCGAAGGCUUCUUGGGUCCCAUCCCGGAAGGGUUGCGGCCUGUUGCGCAUUACGAAGAUGGACAUGGAACACCGGCGCACUUUGAAUUCCUCGAUACCAUAUCGGGUGAGAGUUUUCCGCAGGACCUUCGUUUGGACGCGUUCCUCGACCCUGAUCAAGCGUGGGCAUGGCAAACAGAAGAGGUGCGGAACUGCAGAACGAAGGUUGAAGUCCUGCGAUCCUUCGGGCUGGAUAUGCAGUACUUCGACCUCUUCUAA